GUCCAAGCGGGGACGAUACGUGCAGAUUUCUUGGGAUUUCAUCAACCUCCUGUGUCCUGUGUCCCCGGAGCCGCAGCGACUUAUCCGAAGUUUAUAAAGAUAUCAAUGCAGAUUUUCCUUACCAAGUUUCAGACCGGCUGUUCAAAUGGUUAUAUCUCCUGGGAUGAUGGCCCAUUUCUAUCAUCUGAUCUGUAUUCUUCUCAUUGUUAAGCUAGACUUUGUCAGUUCAGCGGCUGCAGACUGUUUGGAAAGUGAAUUUGCGGAUGAACAAGGAAAUUGCGUCCCAUGCAAACAAUGUGGACCAGGUUACGAGCUUUCUGAGGACUGUGGCAGUGGGAGAGAAAGUCAGUGCCUGCCUUGUAGAACUGGGAGAUACAAAGAAGACCGAGGACAUCAUCACUGCCUUCGCUGUCUCAAUUGUGCAGUUAUAAACCGCAGUCUGAAAUCUAACUGCUCUUUAACUUCUAAUUCCAUUUGUGGGGAUUGUCUGCCAGGAUUUUACAGUAAAACCCGGAUAGGAGGAUUUCGUGAGCUUGAGUGCUUCCCAUGUACAGCUUACACACCUCGUUCAGAGAGUCAGUGUUACCCUAGGCCUGGGCCUGUGCAGCCUACUAGUACUACCCCUCGGGAUCCUGUACUUCUAGUGGCUAUUAUAUUGGUGGCCCUGUCAUUAAUUUUGGUUACCUUGGUGACCUUCUCAGUCAUUUGUUGCGGACGUUUUUUGAAAAGCCAAUUCCAGCGAGCUUUCCGUAGGUCACAAGAUUUAGCAGGACAACCUCAUAGAAUAAAUGAAGGACAAAGGGAGUCUGCGCAUAGCCCCCAUGGGGAGCAUCAAGGCCCUCCAUUGUGUUUUGGCUCCACGGGCAUUUCUGGACAAAUGCAAGGACCGCUGGAGGAAGGACAAGUGAUUUCAAAGAGCAUUACCUCAAAUUCCUGCACAGUUUCCACUGCAUUAUGUUCUCUGCCACCAUCUGUGGAGCUCUGUGCUAUACCCCCUCACUAUUCCCGUAGUGUAUCAGAGACUCAACCAUUGAUCCGAAAUUCAGGUUGCAGUGACUGCUUCUCUGGUUGUGGACCUUCCCCGGAUCCCAACCAGGGUGUGGUAGAACCACUCUCAACACAGACUCAUUCCUGUGCAUCAGAGAAGCAGCACUGGUUUCAUGCACCUGUUGAAUGCACUGAACUGGAUUUAGAGAACUUCUCCUCAGAAGAUGCCAGCCAGGCUCAUCCAAGAAUUGACAAGAAUUCACAUAAAGAAAGGGGGCUGCAUAUCUGUUCCUGCACCACGUCUGGCGAAUCCACCACUAAGGAUGAGAUAUGUGAUGAUCUUUUGUCUGGCUUGGAUAGUGCGACUCUAGGUCUUCCCAUCUCUCAAAUUUCUGGUUCCCUGCUUGUGGUACUUGCACAUAAACUAGACACGAUGACCCCUGGAGUGAAAGAUUUCCGGGAUAUAGGAAUUGAUUUAGGGGUUCAGCCACAUCAUGUGGAUCGCAUGACAGGAUUUACGGCAUUGCACGAUCACCUGUCCUCCAACAUCUCGUGUACACUACAGCACUUGGUGCACACUCUUCAGAGACUACAGCGCAGAGACGCCUUGGCCUUGAUUUGCUCACAUUUCAGCCAGUAGUGAUCUGCUGAUGGUUGAUUAAUCUUUCGAAAAGCUGCUUCACUCUACUUGUGGUAUCAUUUUACUACACCCACUGGAAUUACGGUAAGCCUACGACGGAUUGCAAAGGAUCCAAGGCUGCAGUAGGAAUAGUUGAAGAGCAAUUGCUGAUACCUUGGUCAGCUUCUUGGAUGACCUUGAUUCCACAAGAACUUCUGUUUCAAAGCGAUAGUCCAUGUGCUGGGUCAAGAAGAAUGCUGAACCACUUUCUUUGGAAUCAGUUCUGUGUUUUGACUGAAGAGUAAUACUCCCAACUCCUAAUGUUGCUGCAUGGAAUAAAGUCACAGUGAACAAGUAUAAAAUGAUACAAAUGAAUGUUAUUCCCUUGGGUGUUGCAUCUGAUCAGUGGUAUGAUCAUUAUCAUAUAUUAUAAUAUCACAAUGGCACAAAUGCAUAUUGGGGCAGACUUAAUUAAUCCUGUCCAGUGUAAUUUUAGACCAGUCUAAAAAUGUGCCAGAUUAAUCAAUCUAUUUAGUGGUUAACUUUUCCCCAUAAUAGUGGCGCACAAUGGUGCGUCUUAAAGAACACCUGUCACCCCUCCGGACACGUCAGUUUUAGUUAUUAUUUGCAUUCCCCAUGUAAUAUCAUUUCUGGAGCAUCUAAGCUUAUAACUCUACAUUGGGUCAUUCCUCUGUUAUCUCUACUAUGAAUGAAUUGAAAGCAGCUUGCCGUAAAGGUACAGUUGGGUGCUACCAGUUGGGGGGGUGUCCUUGCACAGUCUGACACUGACAGCACUGAUUGGACAGAGUCAAAUAUACCCGCUACUGGUAACACCCAGCAGUAUCUUUACUGCACACUGCUCGCAAUGUAUCUGUAAACUUCUAGCAGGAAUAAUAAAGGAAUGGCACAAUGUAUAAUACUC
Messenger RNA from Bufo bufo (common toad), 2528 nucleotides. It is a transcript of the gene EDA2R, whose product is annotated as ectodysplasin A2 receptor. Gene Ontology annotation, cellular component: plasma membrane. The record is from RefSeq and is a predicted model, not a curated record. NCBI's taxonomy places the organism in Eukaryota, Metazoa, Chordata, Amphibia, Anura, Bufonidae. Gene Ontology annotation, molecular function: signaling receptor activity; protein binding. Gene Ontology annotation, biological process: positive regulation of JNK cascade; positive regulation of canonical NF-kappaB signal transduction. The transcript is spliced from 10 exons. Bases 146 to 1627 code for a protein of 493 amino acids.